UCCGAAUCCCAUUCCGUAAAUCUAGAAGCACCCUCUCUCUCUUUCUCUAUGGAAGCCAUGGCGGCCAAACUUAUGCAUGCGGUUCACUACGACGCUUACGGCGGAGGACCCUCUGGUCUCAAGCAUGUUGAGAUUCCGAUCCCAAGUCCGAAGAAAGAUGAGGUUUUGCUCAAAGUGGAAGCGGCUAGCAUAAACCCAGUUGAUUGGAAGAUUCAGAAAGGCGUUGCGCGCCCUCUUUUCCCACGCAGAUUUCCUUAUGUUCCUGUUACUGAUGUGGCUGGAGAGGUCGUGGAGGUUGGACAAGGAGUUCAGAAGUUUAAAGCAGGCGACAAAGUUGUGGCAUAUCUCCACAUAUCUAGUGGCGGUGGAUUUGCUGAAUAUGCAACUGCAACUGAGAGUUUGACGGUUAGUAGGCCACCUGAAGUUUCAGCAGCUGAAGCUGCAGGAUUACCUGUUGCUGGUCUCACAGCUCACCAAUGUCUCACCCAAGCUGCAGGAGUCAAGCUUGAUGGCACCGGCCCGCAGAAGAACAUAUUGGUUACUGCUGCCUCUGGUGGUGUGGGUCAGUAUGCAGUCCAACUAGCAAAGAUGGGAAACACUCAUGUCACAGCUACUUGUGGAGCUCGUAACACUGAUUUUGUCAAGAGCUUAGGAGCUGAUGAGGUUCUUGACUACAAGACCCCAGAAGGGGCAGCUCUGAAGAGUCCAUCUGGUCGCAAAUAUGAUGCAGUGAUCCACUGUGCAACGGGUGUUCCUUGGUGCACUUUUGAGCCAAAUUUGAGUCCAAAUGGGAAGGUUAUAGACAUUACUCCAGGUCCAAGUGCAUUGCUUACUUCUGCUCUAAAGACACUCACUUUCUCCAAGAAGAAACUCGUGCCGCUGCUCAUGAAUGCCAAGGCAGAGAAUCUGGAUUAUCUUGUGAAGUUGGUGAAGGAUGGAAAGCUGAAAACGGUAAUCGACUCAAAGUAUCCUCUGAGCAAGGCUGAAGAAGCUUGGGCUAAAAGUAUUGAUGGGCAUGCUACUGGGAAGAUCAUUGUGGAGCCUUUAUAGUUAUAGUAAGUUACCAAGUGUGUGUUGCAUAUACUUGGUAUAUGCUAAACUGCUAUAGAAUGUCUGGACUUAAAAAUAUGUGGAUUAUGUUAUACAGUACAUGACAGGGUCAGACAUGUAAUCUUCUCUUGUUUAUUGGAAGAUAAGAGUAUUAUACUAUUAUACA
This is a messenger RNA of Argentina anserina (silverweed cinquefoil), 1216 nucleotides long. RefSeq names its product chloroplast envelope quinone oxidoreductase homolog. Gene Ontology annotation, molecular function: oxidoreductase activity. Lineage: Eukaryota; Viridiplantae; Streptophyta; Magnoliopsida; Rosales; Rosaceae. The record is from RefSeq and is a predicted model, not a curated record. The transcript has 4 exons. The coding region runs from base 49 to 1050 and encodes 333 amino acids.